Molecule: messenger RNA, 2104 nt
Organism: Phyllotreta striolata
Lineage: Eukaryota; Metazoa; Arthropoda; Insecta; Coleoptera; Chrysomelidae
Source: the annotation of a GenBank genome assembly
CAAUAAAUAACCCUUCAUUCUAUAAAAAAAGCAAAAAAAACCAGCCAAAGUUCUAUAAUAAUUCUGGAUAUUUUUGUUCAAUUAGUGGCUAUAAUAGAAAAAAGGUUAUUAUUAAGCAAAGAAUAGAAAAUGUCCGAUAAUGAGGAUGAUUUUAUGUGUGAUGAUGAGGAGGAUUAUGGUUUGGAAUAUUCGGAAGAUAGUAACUCAGAACCUGAUGUAGACUUAGAAAAUCAGUACUACAAUAGCAAAGCUCUUAAAGAAGAUGAACCUACAAGUGCACUAGCCUCUUUUCAAAAAGUUCUUGAUCUGGAAAGCGGCGAUAAGGGCGAAUGGGGCUUCAAAGCGUUGAAACAAAUGAUUAAAAUUAAUUUUAAAUUGGGUAAUUUCGAAGAAAUGAUGACUAGAUAUAAGCAACUUCUUACAUAUAUUAAAAGUGCCGUAACUAGAAAUCAUAGUGAAAAAUCUAUUAAUUCAAUCUUGGAUUAUAUCUCAACUUCAAGGAAUAUGGAACUACUACAGAAUUUUUACGAGACCACGUUAGAAGCUUUAAAAGAUGCCAAAAACGACAGACUUUGGUUUAAAACGAAUACGAAGCUGGGCAAACUAUAUUACGAUAGAGGAGAUUUUAAUAAAUUAGCUAAAAUCUUGAAACAACUCCAUCAGUCCUGUCAAACUGAUGAGGGCGAGGACGAUCUUAAAAAGGGGACGCAACUCCUUGAAAUUUAUGCUUUAGAAAUCCAAAUGUACACGGCACAGAAAAACAAUAAGAAACUCAAAACUUUGUAUGAACAAUCCCUGCAUAUUAAAUCUGCAAUACCUCAUCCGUUGAUCAUGGGCGUUAUUAGAGAAUGUGGCGGUAAGAUGCACCUCAGAGAAGGGGAGUUCGAAAAGGCGCACACUGAUUUUUUCGAAGCUUUCAAGAACUACGAUGAAUCGGGUAGUCCUAGGCGUACAACUUGUUUAAAGUAUUUAGUCCUGGCCAAUAUGCUUAUGAAAUCCGGUAUAAAUCCAUUUGAUUCGCAAGAAGCUAAGCCUUACAAGAACGAUCCGGAGAUUUUAGCGAUGACCAACUUAGUCAAUGCUUACCAAAAUAACGAUAUCAAUGAAUUUGAGCAUAUUUUAAAGCAAAAUAGACAAAAUAUUAUGGAUGAUCCUUUUAUCCGGGAGCAUAUCGAGGAUUUGCUCCGUAACAUCAGGACUCAAGUGCUUAUUAAAUUAAUAAAGCCAUACACAAGGAUACAAAUACCAUUUAUUUCCACCGAGUUGAAUAUUGAUGUGUCUGAGGUUGAGAGCCUUCUUGUUUCGUGUAUAUUAGACAAUACAAUCCAAGGUCGUAUAGACCAAGUGAAUCAAGUCCUGUUUUUGGAACGAGCAACAGUGAACCAUGCAAGAUAUUACGCUUUAGAUCGAUGGGCUAAUCAAUUAAAUUCUCUUCAUUCAUCCAUAAUCAACAAAAUGUCGUAAUGGAAAACUUAAGGAAACACCAAGUGAUAGCGCUUUGCGCCUUUAUAAAUUUUUUAAACUAAAAUUUACUGUAUCAAAUGGACUAGUUCAUAAAGUGUAAUAAUUGAUAAUUAACUUUGUCUAUCAAUUUGUCCGAAAGUUGGAAGCAAUAAAACAUACAGUCUGUCGCCAAUAGGUGCAACACAUUUUAUUCGCAUUUCUGCAGAAAUUGGAAUUUCCAAACCUGAUCUCUGAUUUCAUAAUGUAAUCGCAAUGGAUGACUCUGAUAUUAUCAAGGGCUGAAGGAAAUCUAUUUACACCAGGAGAAUAAGUGGAAUGUGCAUUUUGCGUUUAAGCUAUAGGACAAACUGUAUGUUUGUAAAUAUCGAUGUUAAUUAUUUCUGUUUUGGUUUGAUAUUUUCCGCUUAUACGAAGUGAUACAUUAUUUGGUUAUGUAGCCUUAACUUUAGAUAACUUAUUUUAGUCUUGAAAUGUUUUCCUAAUUAAAAAAAUUGUAUUUUAUUACGAAUUGUUUUGAUGAUUUGAUGGGUAGCAGGUGUUCUUUGUUUAGAAGCAUCAAUUUAGUUGACAAAGUCUGAUAUAUCCCUUAAUGUAAAAAAUGCCAAAUAAAACAUUAACAAAAAAAAUGUAAGGAGCUCUG